Molecule: messenger RNA, 787 nt
Organism: Cladophialophora immunda
Lineage: Eukaryota; Fungi; Ascomycota; Eurotiomycetes; Chaetothyriales; Herpotrichiellaceae
Exons: 2
Coding region: 1-630 (209 amino acids)
Source: RefSeq, a predicted model, not a curated record
AUGGACCCCAGAACGCAGUGGCAAGCGGACUUCGACCGGUCAAUGGAAUUUGAGGAGCGCGAAUGGGAAUUGAAGCAGGAAGAAUGGGAGCUGAAGAAAUGGAGGUUGGACAUGGACCGACGGAAGGAUGACGCAGAGAGACGGUUCAAAAAUUGCGUUGAUCUCACCGAUGUCGCUGAGGGAGAGGAGCAGCAGAGGGACGAGGGUGAGACAGAGAGCCUGGCGACCGUCAAGCCAGCCACCAUUCCGCCUCUUCCAACGCCUCAAACCUCGGCCUCAUUAACCACGGAAAGAGCGGCUGGCAAGGAAGCCACAAUGCCCAAUUCUCAGCAACAUCGUUUCGCCUUUAAAGCCUAUGUGCCCCAAAAGACUCGACAAGCUCCUAAAAGAAAGGUCCUGGUCCCGGAAGUCGAGCGUCGCUCUCCAGAUACAUCGCCUACCCGUCAGGAUACGCGCGUGGGUAUGCCCAAUACAACAGCAUCAGCACCAGGUUCAGUGGAGCAACAGAAGACCUUGGGCUUCGAAGAUCUCUUGCCCACGAGUGGAGAACAACGAGAUACCAGCGACGAUCCCCAAUGGACUCGUGCAUCGAAACGACGUUCUGUUGCGAGGAGGAGGCCAGAACAUUAGCGGGAUGAGGCCAUACAUAUUAGCGGAUGAGGCUUCCUUGGCCAGGGAAUGUCAACAUCUUGGCGGUAAAAGAUGAGUAAAAAGUACUCGGAGCUCACGUGCGACUCUCCCCAACCGUGCCGCUUUAUCACCCCUCACCCUCGGACUCUCCGCUGGG